GUAUGACAGUGUAUGACGUGUAUGACUGUGUAUGACGGUGUAUGACUAUUCUUGAGGUUCUUGAGUUGGAGUGUGAUAUGUUGAUAGAUUCAUGUGAUGUAAAUUAGCAUAGGCCAAAUUGAUAUGCGUGUUGUAUGAACUUUUCUUAAAGAUUCAAAGGAAAAUGAUGCAUACGAUAUUCAUCAGCGUGUCGGUAGUAUUACUUCUCCAUUCUGUUGCAAUAAAGGCUCAGUCCUAUGAAGAUGUCAGAUGCAAGUGUGUGUGCCCAAAUCCUUCUGUUGUAAAUGGAACACAGUCCAACCGGAAGCUUUAUAUUGGAAACGUACCUCCAAAUAAAUGUAAUUGUGACACUGUGAUUCUUCCACGAGUUGGGGAUGAUAUUAAAGGAAAGGAGCAGGAGUUCUGUCCCAGAUGUGAAUGCAAAUAUGAAAGUAGGAACACGACAAUCAUCAAGGUUGUUGUCAUUAUUGUAAUCUGGAUCAUCUCCCUGUUGGUGAUCUACAUGCUGUUCCUCAUCUGUUUGGAUCCUCUGCUCAAUAAGAGAGCAAAAGGUAGUUACCAGGAACACACCAAUGAAGAGGACGAAACAAGCACAAGUGUUGGUGGAGGAUCAUCACAUGCCAUGGGUGUCAGAGGCAAUGUUCUGAACAGGGUGGGUCACCAACAGGACAAGUGGAAGAGACAAGUACGAGAGCAGCGACGUAAUAUCUAUGACAGACACACCAUGCUGAACUGAGUGUGCAGCAGGCAGCAGUUACAGUCUCAUUGACGACUAGUCUGAUGUCUGAAUAUGUAACAAAUUCAUUGUAUGCUGUUUACAUUUAGAGACUGCAUUACUGUAACUGAGUACUUAUGAACAGCAGUGCAGUUUGUGAGAUCUAAGGGCCCCAUGGAGGUGAAUAUGAAGAUUAUGGUCAUUUGGGAUGUGUCACUAAUUUGGUAGAUUGCAGGGUUUUGGAGUAAUCUGCCUCCACCAUCAGGGCAUCAGGUGGAAGAUGGAUAGAGAGCAGGUUACUGUAGAAUGUUAGUAGCUAUCGAACUAUGUGGCAUUACAUUUUGGGAGACUGUAAUAUUUCAUAAGGGUAUGAUUUAUUGUUAUAUAUUUCGGAAUGAAGGCAUUAUUCCAGUGCUAGAACUUAUUUGAGAAAUUGUCGAGUCUGAUUUGUAAUGUAGCUGCAAUAACACAUUGAUGUACAGAGUC
Cryptotermes secundus is the source of this 1201-nucleotide messenger RNA. RefSeq lists its product as uncharacterized. Gene Ontology annotation, cellular component: lysosomal membrane. The transcript is spliced from 5 exons. NCBI's taxonomy places the organism in Eukaryota, Metazoa, Arthropoda, Insecta, Blattodea, Kalotermitidae. The coding region runs from base 164 to 736 and encodes 190 amino acids. The record is from RefSeq and is a predicted model, not a curated record.